AUGGCAACAUAUUUGCGGGAGCAUCGACAUUCAGCGUCGAAACUAUGCGUCUCACUUUUCGUCUUCCUCCUUUUUGUUGUUGUCCCCAUCACGGCUCUGAGCGUCGGCGAGGCGAGGCUUGUCAGAAGCAACACCGCCGCGAAAGAGGAGGUAGAAGACUAUACAAAAUACUACAAUUAUGUGGAAAUGACCCGGCUACUGAAGUUCAUGGCCCUGAAAUACCCUCACAUUGCCAACCUGUCCAGUAUAGGCCAGUCCGUGCAGGGCAGGGAGUUGUGGGUUAUGCGAAUCACAAAGGACCCCAACGCUGACGUACCGGGAAAACCCAAAUGUAAAUACGUGGGGAACAUGCACGGGGACGAAACUAUCUCGAGGCAAGUAUUGGUGUACCUUGUGGACUACCUAUUGACGAGGUAUGGAGAGGACCCGCGUAUCACGGAGUUGGUGACGAGCACGGAUAUUUACAUUAUGCCCAGUAUGAACCCAGACGGGUUCGAGAGGUCCAGAGAGGGGGACUGCAGUGGCGACGCGGGGGGUCGUUCCAACGCCAGGGGCAUGGACCUCAACCGAAGUUUUCCUGACCAGUUUGACAACAUCAACGUCCAACAAGAGGAUAUUCCCGAGGUUACAGCUGUCAUUAAAUGGAUCCUGGAGAAAAGGUAAGUAUUUCUUUCUCUGAUCUAUUUACAUAGACCUACAUACACCAUGAUGUGUGUUUGUUUAGUUUACAUUGUUUAUAACCAAAUGCAGAUGGUGAGAUGGGGCUCAAAUGUAUGGGCUACACCAUGGGUAGGCAAUCCGUUUCCUGGAGUGGCCCAGGUACUGCAUAAUUUUGUUCAGACAUAGGCACCACACCUGACCAACUGAGAUAAUUGAUCACUUCACUAAUUACCUACAUUCAACACGCCACACACCUCAUCUUCCAGGUUGUAAAAAUAUGAAGUGCCUGCGACACUCCAGAACCCUGGGCUACACAGACAUCCCUUACUGCAAAUGAUAACUGCUGCAACCAAGGACUUUACUGGCAGCCUGCAUCUAUCAUUGUUCCUAUUGUUCUGAAGCACCUCCUCAUGGACCCUAAAUACCCCCUCCCUCCCCCUGAAGGAUCUCUCCAUUUACUGUUGCCAGCUAACAGUUGGGAAUGCCCUCGAUCAACAUCAGACUCCAAUAGGCCAACAUAAGUAGCCUGCCAUACAACUUUAGGCCGGCCACCUUUGUCUAAAGACCUGUCAAAAUAAACACUAUACCUCCUCUUCCAGCUGUCACUGAACAAACAGCUGUUGAAAAACAUCUAAUGAUGUCCUGUUAUUGCAUAUAGUUAAUUUUAUUAAAUCACUGUGAUAUCUAUGGGAACACAAUAGCCCACAUCAAAUCACAUUUUAUUUGUCACAUGCGCCGAAUACAACAGGUGUCGACCUUACCGUGAAAUGCUUACUUACGAGCCAUUAACCAACAAUGCAAAAAAAUAUAUAAAAUAAAGGAAGUAAGAAAAAUUUGUUAACUAAAGGAAUAAUAGUACCACUAUAAAAUAACAAUAAUGAGGCUAUAUACAAGGGGUACUGGUACUGAUUCAAUGUGCAGGGGUAUGGGUUAGUUGAGGUAAUAUGUACAUGUAGGUAGGGGAAAGUGACUAUGCAUAGAUAAUAAACAGAGCGUGUGAAGGAAUGUUACAGUGUGUUAGAGUGUCAGUGUGGGAUAUGUGAAUGUGUGGUUAGAGUCCAGUGAGGAGGGUACAUCGAGCCUGUGCAAAAAAAUUAUAAUAAAUAAGGUGGUCAAUGCAAAUAGUCUGGGUAGCCAUUUGAUUAGCUGUUCAGGAGUCUUAUGGCUUGGGGGUAGAAGCUGUUAAGGAGACUUUUGGACCUAGACUUGGCACUCCGGUACCGCUUGCCAUGCGGUAGUAGAGAGAACAGUCUAUGACUAGGGUGGCUGGAGUCUUUGCCAAUUUUUAGGGCCUUCCUCUGAUAACGCCUGGUUUAGAGGUCCUGGAUGGCAAGGAGCUAGGCCCCAGUGAUGUACUGGGCCGUGCGCACUACCCUCAGUAGCGCCUUGCGGUCGGAUGCCGAGCAGUUGCCAUACCAAGCGGUGACGCAACCAGUCAGGAUGCUCUCGAUGGUGCAGCUGUAGAACUUUUUGAGGAUCUGAGGUCUCAUGCCAAAUCUUUUCAGCCUCCAGAGGGGGAAUAGGCGUUGCCGUGCCCUCCACACGACUGUGUUGGUGUGUUUGGACCUUGAUAGGUCCUUAGUGAUGUGGACACCAAGAACUUGAAGCUAUCGACCCGCUCCACUAAAGCCCCGUCGAUGUGAAUGGGGGCGUGCUCGUGUGUGUACUUCAGCUCAGCCUCAGUUAAAGGUUUCCCCCCUUUCCCUUCCCCUUGACCAUAAGAUGUAGGCUACAGACAGACUGUAGAUACUAGGCCUACUAUAUAUCCCCUGCCUCCUGAUACAUUGUGUUGUUGUUGUGUCCCUCCAGGUUUGUCCUGUCAGGGAACCUGCAUGGUGGCACUGUGGUGGCCAGCUACCCCUUUGAUGACUCAGCCUCCCACAAGAUGCAGGGUUACUACAGCCGCUCUGUGGACGACAACCUGUUUAAACACCUGGCGCUGACCUACGCCAAGAACCACCCCGUCAUGAGGACCGGGGAGCCCAAGUGCCCAGAUACCCCCGACGAGACUUUCGAGGAUGGCAUUGUCAACGGGGCAAAGUGGUACGAUGUACCC
Messenger RNA from Coregonus sp. 'balchen', 2716 nucleotides. Lineage: Eukaryota; Metazoa; Chordata; Actinopteri; Salmoniformes; Salmonidae. The record is from the annotation of a GenBank genome assembly.